This is a messenger RNA of Lepus europaeus (European hare), 4300 nucleotides long. Its product is annotated as general transcription factor IIH subunit 2. Gene Ontology annotation, biological process: DNA-templated transcription; regulation of transcription by RNA polymerase II; nucleotide-excision repair. NCBI's taxonomy places the organism in Eukaryota, Metazoa, Chordata, Mammalia, Lagomorpha, Leporidae. The coding region runs from base 30 to 1280 and encodes 416 amino acids. The record is from RefSeq and is a predicted model, not a curated record. Gene Ontology annotation, cellular component: transcription factor TFIIH holo complex; transcription factor TFIIH core complex. The transcript is spliced from 14 exons. Gene Ontology annotation, molecular function: zinc ion binding.
AAUAUAAAAUAUAUUACAGCUUUAAAAAAAUGGAUGAAGAGCCUGAAAGAACCAAGCGAUGGGAAGGAGGCUAUGAAAGAACAUGGGAGAUUCUUAAAGAAGAUGAAUCUGGAUCACUAAAAGCCACAAUAGAAGACAUUCUUUUCAAGGCAAAGAGGAAAAGAGUAUUUGAGCACCAUGGACAAGUACGACUGGGAAUGAUGCGCCACCUUUAUGUGGUGGUAGAUGGAUCAAGAACAAUGGAAGACCAAGAUUUAAAGCCUAAUAGACUGACAUGUACUUUAAAGUUAUUGGAAUACUUUGUGGAGGAAUAUUUUGAUCAAAAUCCUAUUAGUCAGAUUGGAAUAAUUGUUACUAAGAGUAAAAGAGCUGAAAAACUGACUGAACUCUCAGGAAACCCAAGAAAACAUAUAACGUCUCUAAAGAAAGCUGUUGAUAUGACCUGUCAUGGAGAACCAUCUCUUUAUAAUUCCUUAAGCAUGGCCAUGCAAACUCUAAAACACAUGCCAGGACAUACAAGUCGAGAAGUUCUGAUCAUCUUUAGCAGCCUUACAACUUGUGACCCAUCAAACAUUUAUGAUCUAAUCAAGACUCUAAAGGCAGCUAAAAUUAGAGUGUCUAUUAUUGGAUUGUCUGCAGAGGUUCGAGUUUGCACUGUGCUUGCUCGUGAAACUGGUGGCACAUACCAUGUUAUUUUGGAUGAAAGCCAUUACAAGGAACUGCUGACACAUCAUGUUAGCCCACCUCCUGCCAGCUCAAGUUCUGAAUGCUCACUUAUUCGGAUGGGAUUUCCCCAGCACACCAUUGCUUCUUUGUCUGAUCAAGAUGCAAAACCCUCUUUCAGCAUGGCGCAUUUGGACAGCAGUACUGAGCCAGGGCUCACAUUAGGAGGCUAUUUCUGCCCACAGUGUCGGGCCAAGUACUGUGAGCUUCCUGUUGAGUGUAAAAUCUGUGGUCUUACUCUGGUGUCUGCUCCCCAUUUGGCUCGGUCUUACCAUCACUUAUUUCCUUUGGAUCCUUUUCAAGAAAUUCCCCUAGAAGAAAAUAAAGGAGAAAGGUCUAUGUUUGCUCUGCGUGCCAGAAUGUUUUCUGUGUGGACUGUGAUGUUUUUGUUCAUGACUCUCUCCACUGUUGUCCUGGCUGUAUUCAUAAAAUUCCAACUCCUUCAGGUAUUUGAUUCCAGCUUGUACUAUACAUUGUAUGUGUUAAAAAAUCAAAGGUAUGAAUGUUUAAAUGGUUCUUUAGAGGAAGCUUCAAUGAAGGCACAAAGAGUAAGUUGAAAAGAAACAUCUUAAGAAAAUGUUUGCUUAGCAAAUAUAUUUUAUUGAAUUUUUUGUCAUAGAAAUUUCUGGAAUUUAGUAGUAUUUCAUUUAAUUAGUUUUUUCCAUUUAGUCAGAAUUUUUCAGUCAAUAUGCAUUGUAUGUAACUUAUUUAUAAUAUUAAGCUGUAAGAAUUUCAUUUUUUGAAAUUGAGAUUUUGCAAUUCAUUAUAAUUCAAAAACUUAUUUUAAGAAUCAGGCACACACACAUACACACAUGAAAAAAGAUAGACACAGAGAAUGAACUAUCCAUUGAUUACCUCCCCAAAUGUCCACAAUGUCUGGGGCUGGGCCCAGCCAAAACCUGGAGCUGGGAACUCAAUCCAGGUUUGAUAUGUUGGUGGCAGGAACACAAUUACUUGAGCCAGCAGUGCCGCCCCCCAGGUUCUACAUUGGCAGAAAACUGGAGUUGGGAGCCAAAGCUGACUGUUAAACCCAGGUACUGCGAUAUGGGAUAAGCAGUGUCUUAACUGCUAGGCUAAACGCCUACCCCACAAUUUGUUUUGAUUUGUUAACUUAGUGUAAAAAGAAAGUUAAGUGUAAACAUAAAUCCAAUGUAAUAUGAACAUUAGUUAAUAGUUAUGAAAUUAAUACAUAUGAAAUGAGGCUUUAAAACAUUUGGAAUAUAAUUAUAAAAUUGGUACAACUGAAAUUAAUUAUGGCUAUGAUCUCUUUAGGUUAAUCCUUUAAGCAUAAGUACUGCCAUGGCCACACUUGGUGCCAGCAGGGCAGCCCCAAGUGGUUCUCAUUAGCCAUAGUCCUCCUAGCAUAGUUCAGCUGCAAGGAGAUGAGAUUCUCUGGGGCCAUCCAAGAGCCAGGUUGUCUUCUAGCACAGCUUCAGGGUCCUCACAAGAGGUGUGUUCAUUUCAGCAGCCACCACUCGGGAAGCCUGGAGCAUGAGGUUGCCAUCAGGUUAUUUAUAGUACAUCUCAGUCCAGAUGUGAUUUCUCAAUUAAGAGUCUUUCUUUCUUUCUUUUUAAAGAUUUACUUAUUUAUUUGAAAAUCAGAGUUACACAGAGAGAGAAGGAGAGGCAGAGAGAGAGAAGUCUUCCAUCCGCUGGUUCACUCCCUAAUUGGCCGCAGUGGCCAGAGCUGCGCUGAUCCGAAGCCAGGAGCCAGGAGCUUCUUCCAAGUCUCCCACACGGGUGCAGGGCCCCAAGGACUUGGGCCAUCUUCCACUGCUCUCCCAGGCCAUAGCAGAGAGCUGGAUUGGAAGUGGAGCAGCGGGAAUUGAACUGGCACCCAUAUGGGAUGCCGGAACUGCAGGCGGCAGCUUUACCCGCUGUGCCACAGCACCAGCCCCCAAGAGUCAUUUUUCUAUAAGCAAAGAUACCACAAGGCUAGCUGAUACUCUUGCCUUUAUCAUUUACCAUAGUGGCAGAACUAGAAAGCUUUGCUAAGGGUGAGAUUCAAAUGCUGUGAGGGAAAGCAUGUUGUCCAGCCCUUUCACUCUCAUAUACUAAGCCUUUUGCUUUAAAGGUUACUUUAUAGUGCUUGCUUUGGUAACACACAUACUAAAGGUUACUGUAUAAUAAUUGGUAAAGUAUUUUACUUGGUGGGGUAUAUCUAAUACAAACAUUUGGUUCUUUGCUAUCUGAGACUGUUUUGCCUUAUAGUUCAGGCUAGAAAGGCCAGAGUUGUGGUGUCUAUCCCUGUUAACUUUACUAUAUUUCCUACUCAGGGACUAUUUAAUUUGUCUCUCAACUUUCCCACUCUGAGUCAUCAGAGAAACUUAGAUGAGAAUAUAUGAUGUAGUCUGUGUUUUAGAUUCAAAGCAAAUACAUAAUAUCAUUAUGAGUAAAAUUCUUCCCAGAUUUACUCUGUUGGGAGUGAAUCCACCUUCCAUAGAAAAGUAUUAAAGCGGCUGGCGUCUGCAACGCCAGCAUCCCAUAUGGACACCAGUUUCGGUCCUGGCUGCUCCACUUCUGAUCAGCUCCCUGCUAAUGCGCCUGGAAAAGCAGCGGAGGAUGGCUCAAGUGCUUGGGCCCUGCACCCACAAGGGAGACUUUGAGGAAACUCCUGGUUCCUGGCUUUGGCCUGGCCUAGCCCCACUCAUUGCAGCUAUUUGGGAAGUGAACCGGUGGAUGGAAGAUCUCUCUUUCUGUCUCUCUCAUUCUCCUUUCAAAUAAUUAAAUUUUUUAAAAAAAGAAAAAGAAACAAAAAAGUAUAUUAUUAUAUCUACGGACUUUAGUAACUCUAAAUUGAGUUUCAAUAUGAAAUUUUUAUUUUAGGUAUGCUUACUAAGGAACAUGAUCAGUAAAGAUAAUGUAAUUCUACCCUGAAGAGCAUAUUCAGUUUAUUUUUGGUAGAGCCCGGAAGUUAGCAUUUUCAACAAGUGUUCACACACACACACACACACACACAUACACAUACACACACAGAUACAUGACCAAACAGGUGUUUUUCUUGGUUCAUUAUAUGGAAAUAAAUUUCAGCCAUAGGUAACCUGAAAACUGCUAACUUCCUUCUGUUUAUCAACAGAGAUAUCAGUGGCUUGCAGGAGAUAGCUUUAACAGUGUCAGAAUUUUCUUUCUCAACCCUACCUGGCUUAGAAAGAAGACCUUGAAUAGUUACCUCCUGAAAAAUUACUAGAACUAUAUUAAAGACUCAUUUUCCCAACCUAAUAUAGUUCACAGCUUUAUUUCUUUAUAGUUUUAUCUCUUUAUAGUUUUAUUUGCAUAUUUGAUCAUGCUUAAGGAAGAACUAUUUUUUUCACAAUAAUUGAGAAAAUUUUAAGAUUGCAGCAAUAAUGUAAGACAGUUGUGGCCUCUUAAUUUCCUUCUUGGAACACCACAAUAUGUUGUAUUAGUGAAAACUAUGUAACAUUAGAGAUCUUUCUGAAUAAUAUGUCUGAGUUCCACUGUUCAGUUAAUUAAUACUUAAACUCCAUUAUGAAAAUUAGGCUUUAAAUACUUUCAAAUGUAUAUAUCUUUACUUAAUGUUUUUAUUUGGUGUGACAGUCUUUGUCUUAACUGAAGCAUU